GGGGAAGAAUAACACACACGCAAAUAAAGUCUUUUGAUAAAAAAAAAAGUGUGGACGGAGAAUAUAACUUCAAAGCAAGAGGUUGUUGAUUAAACUUACAAAGCGGUAGAUCUUGUUUGGCAAAUAACUACAUUUUAAUAUAGAAAAUUGGCUUCCGGCACGAACUAAAUCUCUCCAGAGACGUCGGUAUGGAGGUGUGCCAGUUUCGCUUUCCAUUGCGUCAUGAUGGAAGACUUAAAAAGUUCUGAAAUCGCCAUCGCUUUUCUGAAAUCCCUCUAACGCUCGUUCUGGUGGCGGAAAGAUGUCGCCGUCCGAGCAGCAUACGCACAUCAUCAGCCAAAUAGUCGAGCAGCUGAGCGCCGAAGAGCGCAAGCGUGUGUCCUACCUGUGCGGGGCGCGCGAGCUCGACCGGUGCGCCGCGGACGCGCGAGCAAUGCUGCAGCGUGCGAUGAGCCAGGCGGCCGCAGACUACGCCUUCCUUCUGGAGCUGGUGCUGAGGAUCAGGCGCUACGAUCUACUAAAGCGUGUACUUGGGACUAGCAAAGCUGAGGUCGAAAGGCUCCUGAACAACCGCCAUGCUCUGCCAGAAUACCGAGUACUAAUGGCUGAGCUGAGUGAAGAUGUGGGAUCGGAGGACCUGGAGUCUUUGAUGUUCUUGCUGAGGGGUACCUUGCCGAAGGAAAAACUGGAAAAGUUUGAGUGUUUCCUGGAUGUUGUCGUUGAGCUGGAGAAGUUGGACCACAUCUCCAUCACCAGGAUAGACGUGAUGGAGGAGUACCUGAGGGCCAUCCACCGCAUGGACCUGGCCAAAAAGCUCAGCCAGUACCAGAGCAGAGUCAAAACACAAACACCAGGGAAACCUGUGAAGAGCAAAGAUGACUCACCACCUUCUAAAGCUGCAUCACCAAAUACGUCAGUUCGAAUUCCACUGAAUUUUUGCAAUGUGACACCGAUUGUUUCCAAACACUGUGCACAAACAGCCAGUACUUCAGUAACACAGAACACUUCAACCAUCAAAUACCAUGAGAUACAGGAGCAUGUGUACAGGAUUCAGAGGAAUUCCCGAGGAGUGUGUGUGAUCAUAGACUGUGUGGGCACUGAAGGAGUCCAUCUGAAGCAUGUGUUUGAGGGUCUUCAUUUCCACGUGAGCCUGCACUGUCUGCUGAGUGCUGGGGACAUGCUCUCCACCUUGCGGGAGGUCUCCAUGCAGAGGAGGCACCGUGACGCCGACGCCUUCGUCUGCUGCAUCGUUAGCCGGACUUGCUCCUCCUCAAGCCUGCUGGGCACGGACUCCUACGGCCUGGGCCUGAACCUGGACAUUCUCCGACGCCUCUUCGCCCCGGACUCCUGCCCCAGUCUGGCAGGAAAGCCAAAACUCUUCUUCAUACAGGGCUAUGACGGCACCUGUGCAGGGGACUGGGAACACAGCAGCGGAGAGCUCCAGACAGACAGCUCCCAUCCCGGUGCCUGCAGGGCGGAGGAUGUAGCCGCAGACGCUGACGUGUUCUGGAGCCACUGCUGGACCCGGGAGCAGGAGCUGGGGAAAGAUUGCCACCGAUCAGUCUACUUACACUCCCUGAGUGAUGCCCUACAGGACGGACAGAGGAGGGGGAUCCAUCUGGUGAAUUUACACUUGGAAGUAAAUAGGGCGGUAUACGACCACAACCGCGGACACCCAAGCUCCUCCUAUCAUCUCAAUCUCAGACAUACGCUACGAAAGAACGUCUACCUGUCGUGAACUUCACCACUGGAAAUUGUGCUCCAUACGUUUUAUAUGUUCAUAGAAACUGCGAGAGAUUCAGAAUGAAUCGCAGACUCGAAUUAAUUGUAUCAAUUAAUGUUUAAAUUGGUAUAAUAGUUGGAAUAAAAUCGAAUC
Messenger RNA from Electrophorus electricus (electric eel), 1876 nucleotides. RefSeq names its product CASP8 and FADD-like apoptosis regulator b (gene cflarb). Gene Ontology annotation, biological process: proteolysis; regulation of apoptotic process. Lineage: Eukaryota; Metazoa; Chordata; Actinopteri; Gymnotiformes; Gymnotidae. The record is from RefSeq and is a predicted model, not a curated record. Gene Ontology annotation, molecular function: cysteine-type endopeptidase activity; protein binding.